AUUUGUUUUUAUGAACAAACACAACUCCAACACAACGCCACAAGUGUACUUGUAGUAAUAAUUAUGGAUUGGACAAGAGUCUUUUGAGAAAAUCUUUGCAUUUUCUAGGAUUUUCUUUUGAAUUAAUUUCAACCGUAACCGUUUGCCAUCAAUUCUAUCCGCAUUUCAGCUUGGUGAAGCUCAACAAUGGCUGCCUUCAACAUCAUAUCUCAGCCACCAACUUCUUCAUUCCUUAAUUUUAAAAUUAAGAAUUCUCUUGAUAAUGGAACUCUCUAUUGUAAAUUACCAUCGUCUUCUUCUUCAUCUUCUCUUUAUGUCCCCAAUAAGCCAACUUUGUCUUCGGUGGAUAAGCAGCUCUCCCAAUCCGGGACUACUGCAGGCACUGGAUGUUCAUGGAUGCAAGGAAGUUCCACAUGUCUCAAUGCCGCUGCUGGCAAUGAAAGGCGACGGAGCCUGGUAUAUUCUAUGCUUCCCACGAAGCCUGCACAAGUCUCUUCUGUGCAAGACCUUUAUGAGUUUAUAUGCUCAGGUCCCUUGCUAGAAAAAAUGGGUUUUACACCAGACUCAAUAGCUGAGUCCGUUGACAAGUGGUUGGCUUAUGGUUUGCACUUGUGUCGACUAUUUCAGCUCAGUGAAUUUGAACUUAAUUAUAAUCAGAAAGUGAGGUUCUAUCACUAUUAUAUACCUGUGUUUUUAUGGUGUGAAGAUCAGAUUUCCCAACACAUGUCCGGGUUUAAGGAGGGAGAAGAUAUACCUCCUUUAGUGAUUGGUUUCAGUGCACCACAAGGUUGUGGAAAGACAACACUCGUUUUUGCUCUUGAUUAUCUUUUUAAAAUUACUGGCAGGAAAUCUGCCACAAUAUCCAUUGACGACUUUUAUUUGACAGCAGAGGGCCAGGCUAAACUAAGGGAAGGGAAUCCUGGAAAUGCGCUUCUAGAGUAUCGUGGAAAUGCUGGCAGCCAUGAUCUUCCGUUCUCUGUUGAAACAUUGACGGCUCUAAAAAAAUUGAGCAAAGAAGGUACAAAGAUGAAGUUGCCCAGAUAUGACAAGUCUGCAUAUAGUGGGAAGGGGGACAGAGCUGAUCCUUCAACAUGGCCAGAGGUUGAGGGGCCACUUUCGGUUAUCCUGUUUGAAGGCUGGAUGCUUGGUUUCAAGCCUGUUCCAAUGGAAGUUGUGAGGGCUGUCGAUCCUCAGCUGGAGACAGUGAACAAAAAUCUUGAAGCUUAUUAUGAUGCAUGGGACAAAUUCGUAGGGGCAUGGAUUGUUAUUAAGAUUAAAGAUCCAACUUGUGUCUACCAGUGGCGUUUGCAGGCAGAGAUUGCCAUGAGGGAUGCAGGAAAACCAGGAAUGUCUGACGAAGAGGUUAAAGAUUUUGUUUCACGGUAUCUUCCAGCAUACUAUGCUUAUCUUCCCACCCUUUACUCUGAAGGACCAAGUGGAUCAGAUCCAAAACGUUACCUCCUCAUUGAAAUUGAUGAAGGGAGAAACCCUAUCCUUAGCAACUAAUACAUGAUGAUGCAUAACUUCAAAUCAAGAUUACCCUGAAGCCAAUUUUUUAUUUUCUGCUGAUGAAGUUUGCAGGAGAGGCUGGUGUUGAAGAGGGAAUAAAUAUGAAAUCUCCUCUCAGUUGAAGAAUGAACCCAGCAUACUUUUGUUCUUUUAGACAUUUAUUUUACAAUUGUGCAGGAAGCUCGUAUCAUAGUUUGCAUUUCACUUUGAAAAACUCCAAGUAAUUGAGGAGCUUCAACCAAGACGUGGAAGCUCCUCAAGUAGUUCUUGAAGAAAAAAGUCUAGAUGAGAAAAAUCUGGGUUCUGUAUUCUUCAAUCCGAUGGGUCAAAUUUCCCAAUUGAAGUUCAUUGUGGGGAAAGUUUCUGUAAAUGUACCGCGUAAGAGAAUGGAAAUGAUAUAUAUAUUGUUAUA
Messenger RNA from Humulus lupulus (European hop), 1921 nucleotides. RefSeq names its product D-glycerate 3-kinase, chloroplastic. Gene Ontology annotation, cellular component: cytoplasm. Bases 187 to 1506 code for a protein of 439 amino acids. The transcript is spliced from 12 exons. Gene Ontology annotation, biological process: photorespiration. The record is from RefSeq and is a predicted model, not a curated record. NCBI's taxonomy places the organism in Eukaryota, Viridiplantae, Streptophyta, Magnoliopsida, Rosales, Cannabaceae.